Boeremia exigua is the source of this 1140-nucleotide messenger RNA. RefSeq lists its product as uncharacterized. The record is from RefSeq and is a predicted model, not a curated record. The transcript has a single exon. NCBI's taxonomy places the organism in Eukaryota, Fungi, Ascomycota, Dothideomycetes, Pleosporales, Didymellaceae. The coding region runs from base 1 to 1140 and encodes 379 amino acids.
AUGGCCAAGGUUGCCCUCAUCACUGGUGGGAACGGUAUCACCGGUUCCGCGAUCAUUGAAUAUCUCGUCAAGAAUACAACGUCACAGGAGUGGAGUCAGAUUAUCGUCACAUCACGGUCCCCAUUCAAGACCACUGUUCAGGAUGAACGGAUCACCUUCAUCGCCCUUGAUCUGAGCCAAGACCCCAAUGAUCUGAUCGCCAAGAUGCGUCCAGUAUGCAGUGGCGUUACGCAUGCCUACUUCUCCUCGUAUGUACACAAAGACGAUUUCAAGGAGUUAAACCUCGCGAACGAAAAGUUGUUUUCCAACUUUUUGGAUGCCAUAAUCGCAGUAGCUCCUGUGCUAGAGAAUUGCACUCUUCAAACUGGCGGGAAGCAUUACAAUGUCCAUCUUGGCCCAGUGCCUUCGCCCGCUCGUGAAGAAGAACCCAGGAAGGAGAGCCCCAUUGGUAACUUCUACUACCCCCAGGAGGACUACCUGAUUGCCCGUCAAAAGGGACAGCGCUGGACGUGGAAUGUGGUCAGGCCCGAGGCCAUAAUUGGGCACACCUCAAAACCAAACGGCAUGAAUUCGGCUCUGACUUAUGCGCUCUACUUUCUUGUCUGUAAAGAGCUUGGUGUUGAAGCUCGCAUGCCCACGAACCAGCUUUAUUGGGAAGGAUAUGACGACUUAUCUGACUCGAGGCUCAUUGCAGACCUCUCCAUCUGGGCGUCAACGAGCCAGAAGGCAGCAAACCAAGCUUUCAACAUCACCAACGGUGACUACUUCACCUGGAGAUACAUGUGGCCACGCAUCGCAGCCUACUUAGGCGCUCAAGCAACACCCGAUCAGGCGUUCACAAAACCCCGCCCAACAGAGGGCGAAACGCAGCUUGAUUUGUCCCUCGUCGAAUGGGCGGCCGACAAACAAGAAGUAUGGAACAAGAUUUGCGAUAAAGGAUCGUGCCCAGAAGCUAAAGCAACCUGGGAGUCAGGCACAUGGGCCUUCCAGGACUGGGUCUUCCAACGUACGUGGUCGGCGACUUUGAGUAUCAACAAGGCGAGAUCGUACGGAUGGCAAGGUCACAUUGACUCGUUCCAGUCGUUGACUGAAGCGUUUGACAACUUUGUAAACCUCAAGCAGAUUCCUCCGUUCCGUUAA